AUGGAAUGUGUGGAAGAAGAUGGAUCAAAUACGUGCCAAUGCGUGGAGGGAUACGUAGCAGUUGGUGAUGCUUGUAUUCAGCAGUGUGAAUUGAUUCAUGGCUGCUAUGAGUUGAGUGACUUCAUCGAUGAGCUCUUCGGCAUGCUCAACGACUCAAGUUCUUUGGACAUCAUAUCGAACUUGACUUCAGCGAUUGAAGGUGAAAAAGAGUUGUCAGGGGAGGAGAUCGAAGAUAUUGUGGAUUUUCUCGACCCGCUUUUCGAGAACUUUUUGAAAAACCUGAGCGGAGAUGGUCGGCACAUGGAGAGUGCUCGGAUGUUUCUCACGAACUUCACAGUGGUCACGGAUUAUGUUCUCAGAGCUGGCACCGGAUGGAUGGAUAUUGCUCAGCCAAACCGAACAGAGACUUUCUCAACCCUCCUAACGACAGUCAGCCAUUACUGUCUUCGACUGUCGGAAAAGCUCAUUUCGGAGUUUCAUGAGCAACUUGAGUUUGCAGAGGAAAAAUCGACAUUUCUUAUCGAAAUCUCUGGGCAAAAGAAAGGAGUCGUAAACCCACUCAUUUUCCCCAGUGCAGAACAUGAGAGCAGAACGUACUUGAUAUUGCCCAGGACAUUUCAAGAUGAUUUGGAUGGCGACUAUUUCUCUUACGUCGGGGUCUUGUAUAACAUUCAGGAUGUGAACCAACUCCUGCCUGGUCAUCGAAAUGUGUUGGAAGAACAGAAAACAGUAAAUUCUAAACUUUUGAGUUUAACCUUCGAAAUCGAUCAAACUACGAAACUCAGGAAUAAUGUCACUCUCGUCAUGGAAAAUUUGGACGCUCCUCGAGACCCGCCGUACCAUGACAUUUGGAGAGACCUUCAUGAAGGAGAGGAACCAACAUUUGUGCCUCUAUCCCAUCGCUGCACCUUCUGGAAUUUCAAUAAACAAGGUUAUUGGGACACGACUGGCUGCCAUGAGGUGUCUUCUGACAGGGAACAAACAAUCUGUGAAUGCAACCAUCUGACCAACUUCGGAGUUCUCAUGGACCUACACGGUUAUGUUGGACGUAGUGUGGCGCUAGAAGCCCUCACCAUCUGCCUAUCUUCUGUCUCCAUCCUCGGACUCACUCUUGCCUUGAUCAUUUUCCACGUUACAAAGUUUAAGAUGAGCGGGUAUGAUUUGAAACGCUCAGAUAAUUCCAAGUCAUUUAUAUACUUCAACACUGGUGAUUCUGAGCGACAGAAGGAUGUACCAGCUCUGCCAGCUGUCUCGGAUCAUCCUGUUCUACCACCAUCCUACAAGGUGACCUUUGACAACGAUCGAUACCUGCUCGGUGAUGAGACUAGUUCCCGGAUGUUGCUGUUCGCGACCAAUGAGAAUAUGCAGCAUCUAUCUCGCGCUACCAGAUGGUAUUCAGAUAUCGGUUGUGCCCUGUCGGGAGUACUACUUCACUACUUUUUCCUCUGUGCCUUCAUGUGGAUGGCCUUGGAGGGCAUCUUCAUCCAUCAGCACCUUGCCCAGGUGUUCCCAACUAACUACAACCUCUCCGCUCGGAUGUACUUGAUCGUCGGAUACGCUGUUCCUUUUGGGAUAGUUGGCAUCACGGCUGCUGUUUCCUUUGGCACCGACACUCAUGGAUACGGAGAUGGAGAGUUGUGA
Molecule: messenger RNA, 1641 nt
Organism: Darwinula stevensoni
Lineage: Eukaryota; Metazoa; Arthropoda; Ostracoda; Podocopida; Darwinulidae
Source: the annotation of a GenBank genome assembly